GCUAUUUAGUUGUGACGUCCAUAAAAAUUCAUAUAAUAUGCACUAAAUUCCCAAUUUUUAAUUUAGUUUAUCUAGCAUCUCCCUAUGUGCAAAUUUUGUUCAAAGAUGGGAGACAUGAGGUCAAUAACGUCAAUAUUUCUAAAAAUACUGUUGCUCGCUUGUUGUGACAAUGUUUCUGCUGGGAAGGAGGUUUUUCAUUCUCACGCAAAACGAAGUUUGAAGGGAUAUACUCGAUUUGGUUAUCAAAAUCCGAUUUUUGUAGCCCCAACUUUACCCCCAUCGCUUACAUACGAAAGAGAAAGCCAAGACAAAAUGCCAAAUUUAUCAAAAGAAGAGCCUGAGGAAUCAAGACCCACAAUGGUAUUUUAUGAAACUGAGAACAAGAAGGAAGGACUACAAUAUGAUGCUGCAUUUCCAGUAAACGGCGGCCGUGUGAGUAAAUUUUUUUACAACUGUACCACAGCUACAGGGCAAAUUGUUUGGAAUACUCGCCCAUGUCUUCCUGCGCCAAGAUGGUCCACAAGAUUAGACACCACGAUGACGAUUCCAAAAUGGUCUCGACAUAGACCAAAUAAUUAUCAGCCGUCUGAACCUAGGACGCAUGCAAAAUUUGGUCAUCUAAAUCCAAUUGCAGUUGCUCCUACAUUGGCUCCUUACUCACCAACGCCAACGCACCGUAAUCAUCAGGGAAAGACUAUCAGUACCACAGAAAUGACAACCAGCACCAGCCCGUGUGAACAAGAUGGUCUACUUGACCGUAAAACCAACCGGUGUUUCGCAUUGGGGUCUGUAGAACCCUGUGGAGGGGAGCAAAGGAAUAUGGCGUUUUAUAGCAGUCCUAAUACAUCUGACCCCAUUUAUGGCGAGUGUGACUGCAUGCAGAGAAGCAGUCGUCCACUUGUUUACCACAAAUCAAGUGACACGUGUUACUUUGUGUAUCAACAGGCGUACUGUAGAGAAACUCAUUGGCUAGUGAUAUCUGAUGACGAUGAUCAAGUUGUUCCUACUUGUCAGCCCAAUCCAUGUUGGGAUUAUGGUCAAUUGGUUUGGAACUGGACAAGAAAUUCCAACAUGACUUUUAUGAACAACGAAGGAAUCGUUCCCGUAUUUGAAGUGGAAAAGUGCGUCCCAUUGGGGCAGGUGUGUCAUCGCUAUUCCAAUGGAUCACUUUCAUUCCCAGAACCACCACCACAAGCAAAUAAUCCGCACAACAAUUUUCUUUAUAAAACGGUUCUAACAUUUUUACCUGGCUCCCUUCAGCCUUCCUGUAAUGACCGUAGGGCUUUAAUGCAAUCACUUCCAGUUUCCACAAAUUAUUGUCAACCUGGGAGUAAACGCCACAUUUUAGGUCGUUGCAACUUAACCAAGAAAGCAAAUAGAAGGAUAUUGACACAAAAGAUUGAACAGGUUGACACCAACACGAUUUUUAAUUCAAAUACUGGAGCAUUCGAACAAUUUCGAAGCUCUGGUAUAACAAUUGCUCUAUUAAUUAGUGACAUCCAUUACAAUUCAGUUUUAAUCGGAUUAAUUGUAUUCAUAUAUAUUUCGUAAAUAUUAUUUAUAAUGCAAAAUGAUGUAAAAUAAUAAAUUGCGCUGUAUAGCAAUGAAUAAAGAACGGUUAAUACACCUGCUGCUGUACCCA
Molecule: messenger RNA, 1642 nt
Organism: Folsomia candida
Lineage: Eukaryota; Metazoa; Arthropoda; Collembola; Entomobryomorpha; Isotomidae
Exons: 6
Coding region: 85-1551 (488 amino acids)
Source: RefSeq, a predicted model, not a curated record